AUGGGCAGUUCAGCACCUGCUAUGGCGAACGGAAAUCAGGCGUCAGAAGUACGAGGCUCGCUUUCGAACGACGCGCUGAACCUCGGGCUCAACUUAGCUCUUCCAGCAGAUACACACGACACCGCGAAAACAGUGGGAACCGUUAGCGGUUCAUCACUAGCAGACAUACUUGGAUCCAACGCUACGCCACAGGCUGGCGGGGAAAAUGGCCACGCCUCAGGAACCAGCAAUGCGACGCCAGCAAGCGCGCUGAACGAACCAACGCACGCACAGAUACACAGUGCUUCUCCGGCGCAAAACGCCGGGAUUGGGCCACAGCGUUAUGGAAUUAUACAACAAGUCUCCGGCAGUUCUGAGCUGGGUACCGGGAACUCGACCACGACAAGUGUGCAGAUUUGCCAGAGAAUGGACGAGGUGAGCGCACGGAUGAUAGCAAUGGAGGAAAUGUUCAACAAGCUGUACUUUAAAAUCAACGAGCAAGAGGCAACUAUACAGCACCUCAGGUUGCAGAGCGAGGCAUUUCUCACAAGCAUAUUGAGCGAGGUUCGUCAAGUGAACCACAACAUGCCCAUCCUUGACAACCCAGAUGACAACGAGAAGGAUGGAUUUGUUACAGAUCUGCUGAAUUCCAUCACGAAUGUCUCAUCCAACUACUUAAAGAAGGUCAAUACCAAGCACAGCCAGAAGUACAAGCGCCAACGACAGUCAAUGGGCGGGGCUGGCGCUGCGAGCACAGACAAACCCUCGAAAGAUGCGUUUGGUGAGGCUGCGACUAGUUCUUCGACCCGUGCCAUAAACGGAACUGCAGGCGUCGCUCCUAACAAUGGUGCCUCAGCAGGACAAGCCAACCUGGCUGCGCAGAGCUCGAAACGAGCAGCUCCCGACUCGGAGCACAGCAAAACGCACAAUUCCAGCUUCGCGGAAAGUGGCGGCCAGACGGGGCAGCAACUGGUUCAGGAAAGCCACUCCUACCCAGUUUCUGAAGCUUCUCAACUGCCCCUGCCGCAUUAUUUAACCCAACAGUCCUUUACGUUGAAUCCAAACGGCAUCAAGAGGAGGAGAGCGAACACCGCGACUAAACCAUCCUUUAGCCAAAGUCAUCAAGACAUCUCGUCUCUAAACGGGAUAGGCUCCAUGAGCUUGCCCAACUUGACCCUGGAAAAUCUGACGCGCAAAAACCAGCCUCAUUCAUUGGGCUUCAAUGUAAACUCUGACCACAACGUUUCUGCAGGAGCCAGGCUUCGACACAGGAAUAUCGAAAUUCAAGUUGGCUCAGACAACGUGGAUUCGCAUGAGCUGGAUCUAGAUUCUUCUGAAGACGAGGAAGGAUACCAAGAGGACGACGAGGACCGUAAUAGCGACAGAUCGGCCGAGGCCGCGGACGCAGGACGCAGCUAUGGCGCGAGGGGCAAUGUAAUCAAUGCUGCUGAAGAGGCAGAGGAUGAAACUGAAAGUUACGGAGGCUUGUUCGAACCGCGCAACCGCAGCCCAGGGCAGCAGAUACACCAGCGACGUGAAGACCGUCGUAAUUUCGACCGCGGCCGCCCUGUGCGAGCACCGGGCCCUACGGAGCAGCCGCUGAAAGCUACACAGGUAAACGCGGAGACCAAGACUGCCGCAGCUCCCCGCAGUGGGGGCCCAGCCGCAGAUGAACAUCACACUCGGCUGAGGGAGCGGGACCUGAAUUACACGCUGCUCAAGGCGCCCGCCAACGUCCGUGCUAUUUGGCAAGAAUACAUAGAGGGCAUCGACGGCCAGCCUGCUGUCAAGUUCCUCGAGGAGGUCUACGGCAACAAGUGGCGGCUGAAGAAAAACGUCAAAACGUUUGCACGACGCAAGCGCCUUUACAAGUUUAUCAUCAACGGGAUCAAACACGGCCGCAGCGCGGACGAUAUGAUAAAGAUCCUCGAGGAUAAGCGCAUAUACAAAAACGAGCACGGGGAGGUCAAGAAGCGAACCAUAGGCUGGCUCCAGCAGAGCCUCAGUGGCAUUUAG
Lachancea thermotolerans CBS 6340 is the source of this 1995-nucleotide messenger RNA. It is a transcript of the gene HOT1, whose product is annotated as Hot1p. The transcript has a single exon. Gene Ontology annotation, biological process: positive regulation of ribosomal protein gene transcription by RNA polymerase II. Gene Ontology annotation, molecular function: DNA-binding transcription factor activity, RNA polymerase II-specific; RNA polymerase II cis-regulatory region sequence-specific DNA binding. The coding region runs from base 1 to 1995 and encodes 664 amino acids. Lineage: Eukaryota; Fungi; Ascomycota; Saccharomycetes; Saccharomycetales; Saccharomycetaceae. The record is from RefSeq and is a predicted model, not a curated record.